Penaeus vannamei (Pacific white shrimp) is the source of this 6055-nucleotide messenger RNA. It is a transcript of the gene Spt6, whose product is annotated as transcription elongation factor Spt6. Gene Ontology annotation, molecular function: histone binding; nucleosome binding; DNA binding. NCBI's taxonomy places the organism in Eukaryota, Metazoa, Arthropoda, Malacostraca, Decapoda, Penaeidae. The record is from RefSeq and is a predicted model, not a curated record. Gene Ontology annotation, cellular component: transcription elongation factor complex. Gene Ontology annotation, biological process: nucleosome organization; transcription elongation by RNA polymerase II; transcription elongation-coupled chromatin remodeling.
CGAGAGUAAGCAACAAUGUCACACUUCAUAGAUUCGGAGGCAGAGGAGAGUGAGGAGAGGGAGGAGGAGGAGGAGGAGGAAAAAAGAAAACUCAAGAAACUCAAGAAAUCUGUAGAAGACUCGUCAGAGGAGGAGGACGAAGAUGAGGAAAUGAUGCAAGAGGAAAACAAGGGGUUUAUCAAUGAUGAUGAUGAUGAAGAGGAAGACGAAGGGGGGUCAGAUAGCGAGGUGGAAGGGAAAAGAAAACGAGACGAUGACGAUGAUGAUGACUUGGACGCUGACAACUUAGAUGAAGAUGAUCUCGAUCUCAUUGAAGAAAAUAUAGGUGUAAAACUAGACAGAAAGAAAAAAUUUAAAAGGCUGAAGAGAAUUGAGGAUGAAGAUUCAGAUGCUGAGGACGAGGACGUUCAGGGACAGAUCAGGAGAGAAAUCUUCGAGGGAUCGGGUGAUGAGGACGACGAAGAGGCCCCUCCUGCCCCCCAGGUCCCCCAGCAGCCUGAGACCUAUGCCUCGGAGGAGGAGGAGGAAGAGUCCGAUGGCGAAGGAAGCUUCAUUGUGGAUGAUGAUGGCAAGCCUAUCGCCAAGACAAAGAAGAAGGCCAUCUUUGAGGACGAAGGUCUUGAGGCUGCAAGAGAUAUCUUCGGUUGUGACUUUGACUACGGAGAAUUUGAGCAGUAUGAAGAUUAUGAUGAAGCUGAAGAUGAAGAGGAGGAAGAUGAUGAGGAUUAUGAGGAAGAUGAAGAAGUUGAGGGGAAAGAGAGACGGCAUCGUAGAAAGGAACGCAGGAAGCCUAUCAAGAAAUCCAUCUAUGAGGUCUUUGAGCCUAGUGAGCUUGAACGAGGACAUCUCACAGACCAGGAUCAUGAAAUCCGCAAGUCAGACAUCCCUGAAAGGUUCCAGCUGCGACAGAUCCCUGUAACACGCACAAGAGGAGAAGGUGACGACCGCGCUACAGACAAGGAGCUCGAUCAGGAAGCCAAGUGGAUCUAUCAUCAUGCAUUCUUCAAGCCUUAUAUAUCAAACCAGGAAGGACGUGAUGAAGCUAAGCUCCGUUCCCGCCGUGACAUGAACAUGAUUCAGAAGAUAUACAAUGCCCUAGAUCUGAUGAGGAAUUCCACUUGUGAGGUUCCGUUCAUUGCUUUCUACAGAAAGGAGGAAGUCCAGCCUGAGUUGAACAUUCACGAUCUGUGGAAGGUCUACCGAUGGGAUGAAAAGUGGUGUCAGCUGAAGCGCCGAAAGGAGAACCUGCGGUCAAGGUUCCAGAUGAUGUCGGAAUUCCAGGGCGACCUGAUCAUGAGGGACCUGGAUGCGCCCCUUCCAGAGAACGUGAGGAUGCUCAAGGAAGAGGAUAUUGAGAGAAUAGAUGAAUUGGAAACCUCGGAGCAGUUUAAUGAUUGCUACAAACAGUUCUUGCUCUACUAUGGAAAGGAUCUGCCUGAAAUGCACGAGCACAUGAAGGCCAAGAACAAAGAAAGGCAGAAUACAGUGCGCACUACAAAGAUUGUGAAGGUUCUAAGAAAGGUCAAGAGAAAGAAAAAGAAAAAGAAGAAGGGUUUCGUCAUAGAAGAUGAUGAUGAUGAAGACGAGCAGGAAAAGGAUAAGGAAGCCGAAAAGGAAAAGGAAAAUGAAAAUGAAAAUGAAAAUGAAGUGGAGAAAGACAAGGAAAAUGAUGAAGAGGUGGACAAAGAGAAUGAGGCAGAAAAGGAAAAACAAAGUGAUAAUGAAAAAGACUCAGAUGAAGAACAUGAAGAGGGAGAGCUAGACAAGGAAAAGGAAAAGGAAAAGGAAAAAGAGAAAGAGAAAGAGAAAGAGAAGGAAGAUGGAGAGGAUGACGAUGAUUCUGAGGAGGAAGAAGAGGUGGAGACAGAAGUGGAAACCGAAGUGGAAGAGGAAGUGGAGGAAGAGCCACAACAGGCUACAGAGGACACUGAUGCGCUGAAGAAAGCAGUGAGGCGGCAUGAGUAUGAACUCCUAAGGAAAGCUGGCAUUGAGGCAUUGACCAAGAAGUUUGGUCUGACACCAGAACAGUUUGGUGAAAAUUUGCGUGACAACUACCAGAGGUUUGACUGUGAACAGUGCCAGGAGGACCCCCUCAAGGAGGCUGAGGAGCACAUCUCGAAGAUGUGUUCUACUCCUGAAAGAGUGUUGGAAGCUGCUGUGAGAAUGGUUGGCUGGCAGUUAGCAUGUGAACCCCUUGUCCGCCGUACAGUGCGUGAAGCCUAUUUUGAGCGAGCUAGGAUCAGUGCCAGACCUACCCCUCAGGGCCUAAAGAUCGUAGAUGAACACCACCCACUCUAUCCCAUCAAAUACUUGAAGGACAAACCUGUCACUGACUUGCAGGGAGACCAGUUCCUGAGACUCAAGUGUGGUGUAGAGGAUAAACUCAUGACCAUCAGUCUGUCUGACACCAUUGAGGGCAACACCUCGCUGAGCUACUUGGAUGAAAUGAAGCAGCUGUACUAUCGGGAUGAGUUCUCACAAGUGGUCCAAGACUGGAAUGACUUGAGAGGGCGAGCAGUGACCUUUGCCUUUAAGAGGAUAAUUGAGGACCUAAAAAGAGAGCUGUCCCAGAGACUGCUGCAAGAGUCCAAGGACCAUGUGAUUGAGCAGUGUUGCAGCAAGCUCUACAACUGGAUUAAAAUUGCGCCAUACAACCCUGGCGACUUUUCCGAUGAGGACGAGGACGACUGGGAUACCUCAAAGGGCUUCAGGGUCUUCUCCAUUGCGUAUGUGCCUGACCUUUCCCAGGCUGCCUUCGGCUGCUGCAUUGACAUAGAUGGAGAUUGCUGUGAGUACAUCCGCCUUCCUCACUUGCUCAAGAGACGCAAUGCCUACAAUGAGAGGGAUGCUCUUGCUAAGGAAAAUGACAUCAGGAGAAUGCAGGAGUUCAUCAUUCGGCGCAAACCUCACGUGGUGGCUGUCAGUGGAGAGUCCAGAGAAGGCUUCAUGGUCAAGGAAGACCUGAUCCAGAUUCUCAAAGACCUGGAAGAGCAAGAGCAGUUCCCCAAGAUCAAUGUUGAGAUUAUUGACAAUGACUUGGCUCACAUUUAUGCCAUGUCCAAGAAGGGUGAGGCUGAUUUCUUGGACUAUCCCCCUCUGCUGCGACAGGCCAUCUCCAUUGGCCGCCGAAUCCAAGACCCUCUAAUCGAGUUUUCGCAGUUAUGCAAUGCUGAUGAUGAGUUGCUCAAUAUAAAGUUCCAUUCAUUGCAAGAUCAAAUAAAUAAUGCUGAACUCCUUGAUUCAUUGUACACUGAAUUUGUUAAUCGUACAAAUGAAGUUGGUGUAGACUUGAAUCGUGCUGUGGCUUACCCAUAUACUCAGAACUUAGUGCAGUUUGUGUGUGGUUUGGGACCUCGUAAAGCUAACCUUCUCAUAAAGAAUAUGAAGCAGAAUAAUCAGCGUCUAGAGAAUCGUAACCAGUUGGUGGUCAAUUUCCACAUGGGUCCAAAAGUAUUUAUUAAUUGUGCUGGAUUCAUUAAAAUUGACACCAAUGCUCUAGGUGAUAGUGAUAACUAUAUUGAAGUUCUCGAUUCAACGCGUAUUCAUCCAGAGGCAUACGACUGGGCAAGAAAAAUGGCAGUUGAUGCCUUGGAGUAUGAGGACGAGGAAGGUAAACCUGCAGAAGCUUUGGAAGAAAUUUUGGAAACUCCUGAACGACUGAGUGAAUUAGAUUUAGAAGCAUUCGCAACUGAACUCCAAAACCAAGGCUUUGGUAAGAAGAAUACAACCUUGUACGACAUAAGACACGAGUUGAAUCACAGAUACAAGGACUUCAGGAUGCCUUUCAGAUCUCCUACUCCAGAGGAAAUCUUCAACAUCUUGACCAAAGAGUCUCCAGAAACAUUCUAUGUGGGUAAAUUAGUGCAAGUGACCGUAACCAAUUUCAUUCACCGAAAGCCUAGAGGAGAUCAGCUGGACAACGCCAACCCUGUCAGAAAUGAAGAUACUGGUCUCUGGCAGUGUCCGUUUUGCUUGAAGAAUGACUUCCCCGAGCUUAGUGAGGUGUGGAAUCAUUUUGAUGCAGGGGAUUGCCCUGGCCAGGCCAUUGGCAUUCGUGUACGCUUGGACAAUGGGAUAUCUGGGUUUAUUAGCAUUAAGAAUUUAUCAGAUAAGACUGUGACUAAUCCAGCAGAGAGAGUAAAGAGGAAUGGCAUUGUGUUGUGUCGCAUCAUGAAGAUCGACCCAGAGAAGUUUUCAGUAGAAUUAACUUCUCGAACCUCAGACCUUCAGGAUCGUGAUGGCAAAUGGAAGGCUCCCAAGGAUGCCUACUAUGACUAUGAGACGGAGGAGAAGGACAUGAAUACCAGUAGAAAGAAAAUGGACAAGAAGAAGACGCAGUACCAGAAGCGCGUUAUUGCUCAUCCAUCCUUCAGGAAUAUUGACUACAAUGAGGCCGAGAAGGUGAUGCAGCACCUCGAGCAGGGAGAGGUCAUAAUCCGGCCCUCGAGCAAGGGCGUCGACCACCUCACGGCGACGUGGAAGGUCACCGAAGGGAUCUGCCAGCACAUUGACAUUCGGGAACAGGACAAGCAAAACGACUUUUCGCUCGGCCAGAAGUUGUGGAUCAUGAACGAGGAAUUUGAGGAUCUUGACGAAAUUAUUGCCAGAUACAUUUCACCAAUGGCGAUAAACGUCCGCCAGAUUUUGGAAUAUAAGUAUUACAAAGAGUCUGUCAUGGGCGACAAAAACAAGGCCUCCGAGAUCUUGAAGGAGGAGAAGAAAAAGAACCCCAAGACCAUUCCCUACCUGUUCUCGCCGAGGAAGGACCUACCGGGCAAGUUCAUGCUGUCCUACCUGCCGCGAGUGAAGGUGAUCCACGAGUUCGUGACGGUGACGCCCGAGGGCUUCAAGUUCCGCGGCCGGAUGCAGCACCCCAACCUGGCGUCGCUCCUCAAGUGGUUCAAGGUGAACUUCCGGCGGCCCGCGCCCAGCAUGGGGGCCACGCCGGGCAUGAUGUCCACGCGCACACCCUACAUGGGCGGCACGACGCCCAACCUUAUGGGCGUCGACGCCUCCACCAUCCAGAAGGUGGCACAAAACCUCAACCCCCACAUGCUGCACAACCUGUCUCAGGCAGCUACCAACACGCCCUACGGAGCGCACACCCCGGGGGCCUUUUCUCAAGGCUACUCCAAUUACGCCAAUACCCCGUACACGCCCUCCGGCCAGACGCCCUUCAUGACGCCCUACGCCACGCCCGGCCCCUCCACCACCCCGCGCUACAGCGGCUCUCAGACGCCCUCGUACUCGAGCGUCGGAAACCGCACGCCCUCGCACCGCCCCUCCACCGGCCACAGCAGCCAGCCGUCGCGUUCCACUCCCUCCGCCAGCAGCCGCUCGGAGCAGAUGGACUGGAAGAUGGCGGCGGCCGCGUGGGUGCAGGCCAAGGGCGGCGGCGGUGGCGGCGGCGCCCGCGACGCAGGGAGGGCCACCCCGAGACACCACGACGGAGGGCGAAGCACGCCGCGCUACUCGGAGCCCCGCGACUCGCGCUACGCCUCGAGCUCGGGCUACCCCGACGACGGGUCGCGACGCACCCCGCGCUACGACGACCGCACGCCGCGCCCCUACCACGACUACGACAACCCGCGCGCCACGCCCCGCUCGGCGCGCUCCACGCCCAAGACCAUCCACUCGCCCACCAACAUGAGCAUCGGGGGGGACCAGACGCCGCUCUACGACGAGUAGGCGCGUUUAGGGCUACAAUAGACGUCUCUUUAUUUUUUAUCUAAUUGUGCAUGUCUGGAAGGCCAGAGAUUAAUAGGUAUUAUGUACUAAGAAGGACUUUGUCACUCAGUUUGUAUGGAUUUUUUACAUGGGCUGUCUCAGUUAUCGUUCGUUAUACAUAAGAGGACGGGGUGAGUCCAUGGAGGAUUUUUUAUAUGUGUAAAACGUAGUUUCAUUUACGUAAAAUCUAAUUAUCUCGCAGAAUUUCGCAUAGGUGUUGCCCACAUAGUCCUUGUUAGCAUCAUGCUUCCAAAUGUCAGUGGCUGUAAUCCUUAUGCUCCUUCAGACCAACUACUGUGAUCUGAGAAAUAAAAAUUGAAAAUAGGUG